UACAUUUCCUUCCACAAGGAGGGCAGUGUGGGAAUCCGACUGACGGGCGGCAAUGAGGUGGGCAUCUUUGUGACGGCUGUCCAGCCGGGCAGUCCGGCCUCACUGCAGGGACUGCAGGUGGGCGACAAGAUACUCAAGGCGAACGGCACUGACAUGGGCACCUUCACUCGCGAGGAGGCAGUGCUCUACCUGUUGCGCAUUCAAGACAAGAUCGAACUGAUUGUGCAGAACUGCAAGGCCGAGUACGAGAGCAUCGUGGCCGGGCAAAAGGGUGACUCGUUCUACAUACGAGUGCACUUCAACUACGACAGCGACGGCGGCAAGGGAGAGCUCAGUUUUCACGUGGGCGACAUCUUCCACGUGGUGGACACACUGCACAAUGGCGUCGUCGGCUCGUGGCUCGUCUACCGACUGGGCCGCAACAACCAGGAGAUUCAGAAAGGCUCCAUUCCCAACAAGAGCAGGGCAGACGAACUGGCCACCGAGCAGAGGGCAGAGGGCCGCUCGAAGAAGUCACUCUCAGGAGGUGAUCUGGGCAGUGGCGAGGGCGGCGCCAGCAGUCGCCGGGGCAACUUCUUCAAGCGACGACGCAGUGCACGCCGCUCAAAGUCGCUCAGCAAGGACCACUGGGAAGACGUCAUCUUCGGCGACGGCUCCUCCAAGUUUGGCGCAUACGAGCGCGUGACGCUGAAGAACACCGGUUUCACGCGACCGGUAGUUUUCUUUGGACCGCUGGCGGACAUUGCCCGGGAGAAGUUUCUGCGCGACAAUCCGGAGAAGUACGCCUGUCCGAGGGCGCUCAGCGUCAACGACGACGAGGAGACGGCGUCAAAGCGAGGCAGCUCCUCCUCUUCGAAGGUGGCCACCUCGGGCAUCGUCCGCCUGUCGUCCAUCAAAGAGGUGAUCGGCGGCGGGAAGCACGCACUGCUCGACAUUACUCCGUCAGCGGUGGACCGACUGAACUACGCACAGUUUUACCCGAUCGUGAUCUUUAUGCGUGCGGAGAACAAGUCGAUCGUGAAAGAGCUGCGCUCUCGCUCCUCGUCUAAGAGCACCGUUCACCGCAGCUCGCGGAAGCUCUUUGAGCAGUCGCUGAAGCUGGAGAAACUGUGGCACCACAUCUUCACCGCCUCCAUCAACCUAACCAGCGGCGGCGAUACGUGGUACAAGAAACUGCACGAGACCAUUGAGAAGGAGCAGUCGAACACGAUUUGGAUGUCGAACACGAUUUGGAUGGCAGAGUCGAAGCCGGAGGAGAGCAUCUCCGAUGACUUUCUCUUUCCGAUGAUCUCGCGCCUCAGCUACGCUUCCUCGCCGGAAAGUGAUCUCGACGUCUCCACCAAUGACUGCUCACGACUGGACGAGGACGAUGAUGACGACCGGCCUGGCGGAAAGGACUUCCUUGGACGGGCCUCAUCGCCCGGCUCCUCUGGUCGCCUGGUGAGGGCCUCCAGUGACCCGAGCCUGGCUCGACCACUCGAACAGUCCAACAACGCCACUGGUGCAGGGGCGGUAGAGACUACUGACUCAACUGCCAGUACCACCACGCCAAAGAAUGGUAGUGCCAAAAAGGAGAGUACAAGCAAAGGGGUGAAUGAGUCGCCCAACCAGCGAUCGCCCAGCAAACAGCUGCCCCUGCACAUUCUCCUGCGAAAG
Rhagoletis zephyria (snowberry fruit fly) is the source of this 1656-nucleotide messenger RNA. RefSeq names its product tight junction protein ZO-1-like. The record is from RefSeq and is a predicted model, not a curated record. Gene Ontology annotation, biological process: cell-cell junction organization; cell-cell adhesion; protein localization to cell-cell junction. Gene Ontology annotation, cellular component: plasma membrane; bicellular tight junction. Gene Ontology annotation, molecular function: cell adhesion molecule binding. NCBI's taxonomy places the organism in Eukaryota, Metazoa, Arthropoda, Insecta, Diptera, Tephritidae.